GCGCUCCCUCUUCCAUUUCUCCCUCUUCCUCCGUCUCCUUUCUCAACCCCGAAGCCAAUCACUAUACAUCUAUUCCGGCCUCAGCCGAGUACAUUCUUUACUUCACGUCACUCUUUACCUUUGGGGAGAAAAUCCAACACAAACUUACUAACUUUUGAAUUCAAUCCAUCUGUCUUUCUUUAGAGAAAACAAACAACUAGACAAAAUGCGUCUUUCUUUCGCUGCUGUUUUCGCCGCUGUGGCCGCUGGUGUUGUCGCUGAGGAGACAAUCACUCAUAUUGUUACGGAAACCGCCACUUACUGCGCCGCAUCUACUGCUGCUCCCAGCCUCCCUGCGAGCGAGUCUAUCAGCAUCCCUCCUGGCUACACCACUACUCGUCCUCUCAUCACCUCCACUGUGACUGAGUGCAACAAGUGCGAUAGCACCAGCGUCCCUGCCGGCACCCCCACCGGUGUCAACCCUGUUGACACUAUCUCUCCCAGUGGCAGCUAUCCUACUGGCAGCUCCUCUAGUGUCCCCGUCAUUCCCGUCAUCCCCAGCAGCUCUAAGGCUACUCCUAGCAGCUCCUCCAUCAAGCGCCCCAGCAGCAGCAGCAUUGUCGUCUCCUCCACCCCUCUGACUCAACAACCCACACACCCUGCUUCGACCAACGCUCCUGCUCCUUCGGCGUCCGGUCCUUCUGACGUCUCCCCUACUGGCUCUAGCACCACCCCUGCCGUCCCUCUCUUCACGAGCGGUGGCUCUCGCGCCGCUGUCGGUGCUGGUGCCGGUCUUGCGACCGUCUUCGGCCUUGCCGCUGUUCUGCUGUAAACUGACUUCACCCUCAAUGGAUGGACGGGUUGAUUAACUUUAAACGCAUCUUCAUAUUAUCCCUUUAAAUAUUUAUUCUCGGGGUCUGUCGUCAUGAAUGCGAUCCUAUGUUGCCUCUGAUUUUGGCGUAACCCGCUGAGGCUAGGGGUGAGAACAUAUCGCAUAGAUGUAUUUGGCUAUGAUGACGGAUUUAUUAAGUUCUUUGUACUCUUGUUGGAGGAUCUAGAUCACUGUUCAUUGGUGAUAUGACCGAUAGCAUACAUAUUGUAUUCACUUUUUUGAUAUCUUGACGGCUUUUUUUUUUGUUAAUACUUAUUUCGGAUGACUCAGAUCUCCUGUGUAUACCAUACAACCUUUAUAAUAACAUAAGGUAAAACGCUGGUUUUGAAAGCUCUA
Molecule: messenger RNA, 1207 nt
Organism: Aspergillus alliaceus
Lineage: Eukaryota; Fungi; Ascomycota; Eurotiomycetes; Eurotiales; Aspergillaceae
Product: putative GPI anchored protein
Exons: 3
Coding region: 206-811 (201 amino acids)
Source: RefSeq, a predicted model, not a curated record